UCGAGAAACAUUUAUUUAGCCUGGCCCUUCUCCAACCAAUGAUGGCAGCAUUCAAAAUGGCGGCCUCAGCAAAAGUCGUGAAUAUCCAUCCGGUAGUUUUAUUCAGCAUUGUUGACUCUUUCGAGAGGCGGACAGAUGAAUCAGCACGUGUAAUCGGAACUUUACUUGGUACGAGUAUUCAAGGAGUUGUUGAAGUCACAAAUUGUUUCUGUGUGCCUCACAAUGAAUCAGAAGAUGAGGUGGCUGUGGACAUGGAGUUUGCCAAAAACAUGUUUGAGUUACAUAAAAAGGUGAACUCGUGGGAGAACAUUGUAGGAUGGUAUGCAACAGGUAGGGAAAUCACAGGUCACUCGGUGCUGAUACACGAUUACUAUUCCAGGGAAUGCCAAAACCCGAUACACGUCACAGUCGAUACGACGAUGGCAGACCUCAACAUGUCAGUCAAGACAUGGGUUAGGCAAAACAUGGGCGUUCCCGACAAGUCGCAAGGCACCGUCUUCAUCCCAAUUCCAAAGAAAAUUGCCUUCCAUCAACCAGAAAAAGUAGCAAUGGAUGCCUUCAUAAGAGAGACGGAUCCCAACAGGAAAACCAUCGAGUUGACGACCGAUCUACAGUACGUAUCUAAGGCCUCGGGUAAUCUUCAAGAGAUGUUAACUAGAGUGCUCCAGUACGUUGAUGAUAUUCUGACUGGGAAGACUUCGGCUGACAACCAGAUUGGCAGAUUCCUGAUGAAUCUGGUAUCCAACGUUCCUAAGCUCCAACCUGAAGAGUUCGAUCAGAUGCUCAACAAUAGUAUGAAGGAUCUCCUAAUGGUUGUCUACUUAUCCGGUCUGAUAGAGACACAGCUCACCCUCAAUGAAAAGCUUACCUUAUCAAAAGCAGCGAAUUCAGUUUAGGGUGUCAUAUUUUCGAGGGGUAAGGGAAGGGUGGGGGGGUUCAAAUCUUUAUAUGGACUGUUAUCUUCGAGGACCACUCUUCAUAACCUGGGACCGUUUCAUGAAAGUUGUCAGCACUGACAGGAUGUCUUUCUCCGACAGUUACCAUAGUAACAGUCGGAGGGCAGAGCUUCUCAGCCAAUCAAAAGCAAGGAUUUCACUGACAUAGUCAGCACUGACAAUUUAGAUAGUGCUGACAACCCCCGUGCAGAUCCAGGCAGUUUGGACACAAUAGCUAUGAGGGGCUGACUAUUGUGCAAAAACAAUAUGGCCCCUUAAAUGGUAUUGUGUCUAAUCCGGCCAUAAUGUGACGUAAUGACUUAAAACAAUGUAGAGGUAAACCUGUAUAAGAUGACCUCCCAUACGCUGAAUAAGUCAAAUUUUUUAUACCAGGACCCGUCUUACAAAAGGUUGCGAUUGUUCCGAUCAAUCGCAACUGUGGACGGCCAGCAACGUCAACAUGUACUAUGCAUGCUUGUUCAAAAUAUUUUCUAGCUAUGAUGUAUAUGCAUGCAUUAAUUGUUUACGUACAAAUUCACUGUGCUUCUCUUUGUUUUCAAAGGAAUUGUGCAAAUUUCCUGUAGAAAAAUUCACGACACUGAUGGAUUGCCACGAUUGAUAACUCUUUGUAAGACGGGCCCCAGAUUAUGCAAAACAUUUGUUUUCAUUAUAACUCUUCUCAGCAGGCAAAAAUUAAUUUUUAAUUUUCCGGGGCUACUAUUGACAACCUUUUGCCUAAAUUUGUAACAUUGCUGUGAAUAGGAAUUUUCCACGGCUCUUAUAUUUUCCAAGGCUCAUUUGAUCAUUUUGGGGCGAAGUCCCCGUGUAAUUUUUUUCCCGUUUCCAAGUCAAAUUUCCCCCAAGUCCAACAGAUUUGUAAAGUCACAAGAGAUAUGAAUGAGGCAGGUUCAUCUGUAUGUAUUUGUUUUUCAUAGGGGCAAAAUAUUCACCGUGACUGCUUUCGGUAAUCGUUUCUGAAUGUGCCAUGUCUUGAAUAAUAGCAGGGAUGCUAUUCAGAAUCUAAAACGGCAGCUUUUCCACAUUGCCCAGUGUAUUGGCUAUGCCUUUUGGAAAGCAUGGAUGUUGUAAAGUCUGAAACGUCACAACAAUAGAUAUCCAAGAUAUAGAACCCCUCAAAAUCAAGUUUAUUAGAAUUCAGUUUGUUUCAUUUUGAAAUAUGAAAUUGAAAGUUGCUUAUAUUUCUUCUUGAAUAAAACAAAAUAAGAUGUUCAAGAUAUCAAACUCCCAAUAGGUUAUGAACUUUUUUUUUCUCAUUGUCUUUUGUUUAUUGUCAAAUUUGAAAUGGAGUUGCAAACUUUUUAUUUUGAAACCCAAAGUGUCCACUCAAUUGAAGACUUUAAUUUAGGAUAGUGUUGAAUUAAAUCCUCUAUAUCAUUGAUUAUGUAUAAAAAUUAGCACAAGAUUUGAUUUCAUGAAAUUAUAUGUAAAAAUAAAUGAAAUAGCUUUCAGUUAUGUUUUUCACCUUGUGAAAAGCCUUUGGAGGUGAUAUUUUCCUACAUUUUUUGCUUCAUGACACUACCCUACUUUAACAAAAGAAAGCAAGCAAGAAAGAAAAAUGAUUUCCUUUAAAUUAGCAAAAUUAGUAUGGGAUUCACAUAGACACCUAUGCAUUAGCAUGGUGUUUAACCAGCCAUGUCUUACUGUAGGAUCAGUGUUAUUCUAUGAAGUUUGACCAGGAAGAAAAACAUGAAUUUGUUAAAGGUCAAGUCCACCCCAACCAAAAAUUGUAUGAAAUGUACAAAACUUUCAGAGUUUACCAAGAGGAAACUCUCCAAUGAAUCAGAAUAGGUUACAACAAUGGUAGUUAUACACUGUCAGGGCAAAAUCAAACUCAGUUUCACAUUACAAAUGGAUAAAAUUGUAACUUCCAUUUUCAUAUAACAAAAUACAAAUGAAAUAGUGAGUGGGUGAUAUCAGUUCCCUCAUUUGCAUACUGACCAGAAUGUGCAGAUAACUGUUUUGUAAAAUUAGGCAAAACUUCAUUAAUGUCAUUUCUUUCUUAUUUCACAUUUACCAUUGUUAUUUUUUUUAAAUUUUUCCCUUUUCAUUGAAGUCAACAUUUUCUUGGGGUGUACUUGGCAUUUAAAAGUCAAAUUUUGGCUCUUGUCUUUAGGUUCCCUUUGUCAAAUAGGGCAGUAUACUGAUUGUUCACAUAUUGUGUUCUUGUGAUUUUUUUUUUGUAAUCCCCCAAAAUGCAAAUUUCUGUACUAGAUAUUCCAAGAUAUGUUAUUUAUUAUGUCAUUGAAUCCAUGAGACAGUUAAAAAUAAAUAUCUUUGACAUAGAACUUCAA
Messenger RNA from Lytechinus pictus (painted urchin), 3247 nucleotides. RefSeq names its product eukaryotic translation initiation factor 3 subunit F-like. The record is from RefSeq and is a predicted model, not a curated record. The transcript is spliced from 8 exons. Bases 39 to 896 code for a protein of 285 amino acids. Lineage: Eukaryota; Metazoa; Echinodermata; Echinoidea; Temnopleuroida; Toxopneustidae. Gene Ontology annotation, biological process: translational initiation. Gene Ontology annotation, molecular function: translation initiation factor activity; metallopeptidase activity; translation initiation factor binding. Gene Ontology annotation, cellular component: eukaryotic translation initiation factor 3 complex, eIF3m.